This is a messenger RNA of Vombatus ursinus (common wombat), 856 nucleotides long. Its product is annotated as E3 ubiquitin-protein ligase HUWE1-like. The transcript is spliced from 7 exons. NCBI's taxonomy places the organism in Eukaryota, Metazoa, Chordata, Mammalia, Diprotodontia, Vombatidae. Gene Ontology annotation, biological process: positive regulation of protein catabolic process; protein polyubiquitination; proteasome-mediated ubiquitin-dependent protein catabolic process. The annotation marks the transcript as partial. Gene Ontology annotation, cellular component: nucleus; Golgi membrane. The record is from RefSeq and is a predicted model, not a curated record.
CCACCCAGUGCAAGUACACUACACUUUGAGUUCUAUGCAGAUCCAGGGGCCGAGGUCAGAGUUGAAAAAAGGACUGCCAGUAACACACUACAUUACAUUCACAUAGAGCAGCUUGACAAAAUUUCAGAAAGUUCUUCUGAAAUCGUGGAAUCUCUUACCAAAAUAUACAGCAUUCCAAAAGAUAAGCAGAUGCUGUUGUUUACACAUAUACGGCUGGCCCAUAGUUUUUCUAAUCACAAGAAGAGACUGCAGGCUGUUCAGGCAAGACUACAUGCAAUUUCCAUAUUAGUGUAUUCAAAUGCCUUACAAGAAUCAGCAAAUAGUAUCCUGUAUAAUGGCUUAAUAGAAGAGUUGGUAGAUGUCCUUCAAAUAACAGAUAAGCAUCUGAUGGAUAUUAAGGCAGCAUCCUUAAGGACAUUAACAUCAAUUGUACACUUGGAAAGGACUCCCAAACUUAGCAGUAUUAUUGACUGCAGUGGAACUGCCUCCUAUUAUGGAUUUUUACCUGUACUUGUUCGAAACUGUAUCCAAGCCAUGAUUGAUCCUUCAAUGGAACCUUACCCUCACCAAUUUGCCACUGCUCUUUUUUCCUUCUUGUAUCACCUGGCCAGCUGUGACGCAGGUGGUGAAGCCUUGGUAUCCUGUGGCAUGAUGGAAGCCUUACUUAAGAUACAUUUACUGUUUGUGUUAGUGCGAAAAGAGAAUGAUCAAUCAUGAAUUAAAUUAGUAUACAGAAACUCACAAGGAGCUAACUAAAAUGUGUGCAUAAUACUCCUAGUUUUAUAUUAUUAAUUAUAUUACAUUUAUGUUUAUAUCCCUUUGUAUGUCCCAGUGACUAAGAGAAAUGGUAACUAGU